Messenger RNA from Xyrichtys novacula (pearly razorfish), 2181 nucleotides. Lineage: Eukaryota; Metazoa; Chordata; Actinopteri; Labriformes; Labridae. The record is from the annotation of a GenBank genome assembly.
CACAGCAUGAUUAUUAACCCAGAAAGCAUAAAUAUAGAUGACAGCCCAAGGAGACUCUGAGAACUUAAUGCACCACUUCACACUGAAACUCUCUCAGGCCCACACAGAAAAAUCCAGGUACUGUAAAAUGGCACAGUGAGGGUUUAAUUUACGAUCAAAGUGAAAUGUCUGCACAUUUGCCUGCCAUGAUGCAACAGUGGGCUUCCUGUCCUCAAUUUAGGAGCCACAGGUUGUAAAAAAAACAUGACUCCCAGUAAAAGUAUAAAUACGCGUGAUGUUAAGUAUUCACUAAGUAUCAGCGGGUCCUUUGCACCGUCGACAUGGCUCGAACAAGUCUGAUCACCAUGACAACGGCUAUCCUUUGCAUCACACUGGGUCUUGUCAGUCUGGCAUCACCUAGGAGUAAGUUUAUUUCUUUAUAUCUUCAUUAAUAUCAUAUCUUUAAAAACAUUGUAUCAUCAUAUCACAUCGGUAAAGGUUAAAUAAGUUAAUAAUUUGAUUUGUGUUUGUGUUUGCAAGGAGUCCCAGUCUCAAGCUGCUGUACAUCGUUCGUCAAGAAACCGAUACCGCUUGAAGUGAUUCGAGGCUACGGGAUAAUAGAUGGCACAGAAAAGUGCCGCAUGAAAGCCGUCAUGUAAGACUCUUUUCAACUAAAUCCUGGCAGCCCCUGUCAGAAUAACCAACUUUAGUAUACAAAGAUUACAGUCCAAGGAUGUCAAAUUUCCCUGUAAAGGUUGAUUGGAUUGAUUCCAAAAUAUACAAAAGACACUGCUGACUGAGUUAUAGAAAGUAGAUGUGACGCUGUAUCUGCAGAAUUCUUAGACAUAAGCCAUUUGAUUGAGCUGGUGACAACUGUUUGCUAUAAACUUUGAAUUUCAUAACUCUGUGUUGUCUGUGCUUAAUCUCUAUAAAUUGAGCGCGCAAACUGUCUGGUGUUUAAGACUGAGGAAAUUAAAUAGCUAAAUAAAUCUGGGUAUCAAACCACAAAAGUUCUGAAGCAAAAUUAUAUCAGUGCGAAGUUUCAAUAAGAACUGCUUCUUGACCUGUUUUCAAUCCUAAUACAAAUCAUUUGGUCAAACUUCACUUGAUUUGUAAAAAGAAUUAGACACAUGAAAUAAAAUUAGGUUUACAUUCCUCCCAUGAGUCAUCAAAAUGCAGCUUUUAAAUGACUGUACUGAUAGAUGCCAAUAAUACAAUUAACUACAAUGCUCUUUGUGUCUUUGACAUUUCUGUAGUUUCUACACAAAGCAGAAUAAAGUGGUUUGUGCAAAGCCGGGGGACAAGUGGGUGGAAAGGAUUCGGGAACAGCUCAGGUAUGAUGCUCACAAUUUAAUUAAAACUAAUUUAUUGGAUAUUUAUUUACUUGCUUGUUUGUUUGUUUGUUUGUUUGCUAAUAGACUGACUGUAAUGAUAGCCCACUUGACUUGUAAAUUAGGUUUUCAUUGAUAGUAAAAGUUAUGAUCAUUUUUUUCAGUGCGCGACUGAAGAAGUCAUCAAAACAAGUCUCUGGCGAUGGAAGUGGAUCUUUCACCAGCACCACAGAAACCAUCACAUUCACCACUGACGGAUACGAUUGGUAACAAAAAACGAGAAACGAAAAGACCUGCUGACACAUUGGUGAUGUUAUCUGCAAAAAAGUCAAGUCUUGCCUCCUAUUUUAUUUGCUUGUUUUUAUUUGAGGCCACUGAUUGGCAACGUGCUUACACCCAACAAGUAUUUAUGUAUACAAUUCUACUUGUUGUUAAUCAUGCCUAUAUAACAUUCAUGUUUUUAUUUUGCUGCUUAAUCAAAUGAUUGUACCAUUGACAAGACUAAUCAAAUAAAUAUUAAUCUUGAACAGAAGUCUGGAGUGUAAGUUUCUUUUUCUUUUCAAAGUCACUGUUAACAGUAAUCAGCACUCUAAACAAAUCUCACAGCAUUUUAAAUAAUAUUUUAUAACAUUACUCAGUGUGGGACAGGCCCAUCCAGAGGUUUUAAAUGUUUAUUAGCCAAAAAAAGGAUGACAGAGAACUCAGAAAUUGUGCUAAAUGAGCAGACUGCUGCUGGGCAUGCUGUGUGUUUUGGUGGCGUGACAUGUUUGCAUGCAGUACUUGGGAAAAGAUGCUGGCAGCACAUCUGCUAGAAGGUGUCUGAAAACUUCUCGAUGAGCUGUCCCGCUCCCCCAAGCUCAUGCAAAUGCAC